UCACUCUGGGUCGCCGGCUCUUAUGGGCCACGAUAUUGUCAACUUUCAAGUGGCUUUCCGAAGGGCAUUUGCUGGACGCUUCUACGCAUUGACGAAGAAGGGGUACAUUGGACUUGUUCCGUACGCAACUACUUCGGAAGCCCGCGUAGCGACCAUGCCUGGAGGCAAAGGGCCUUACAUUCUAAGCCAGGUACCAUCUACGGUCCUUAUGCAUGAGGAGGGAUGGGAUGGGAAUAGGUUGGCGACAAUUGUUGUAGUGUGACACAUUGAUUAUCUGAGGUC
Macroventuria anomochaeta is the source of this 282-nucleotide messenger RNA. RefSeq lists its product as uncharacterized. The transcript has a single exon. The record is from RefSeq and is a predicted model, not a curated record. Bases 23 to 262 code for a protein of 79 amino acids. Lineage: Eukaryota; Fungi; Ascomycota; Dothideomycetes; Pleosporales; Didymellaceae.